This is a messenger RNA of Oryctolagus cuniculus (rabbit), 954 nucleotides long. Its product is annotated as olfactory receptor 52R1-like. Gene Ontology annotation, biological process: G protein-coupled receptor signaling pathway. NCBI's taxonomy places the organism in Eukaryota, Metazoa, Chordata, Mammalia, Lagomorpha, Leporidae. Gene Ontology annotation, cellular component: plasma membrane. The record is from RefSeq and is a predicted model, not a curated record. Gene Ontology annotation, molecular function: olfactory receptor activity; G protein-coupled receptor activity.
CAUCACUUGAUGUUGACGUCAGCAAACAGCUCUUCUCAUCCUGCAUCCUUCAUCCUGCUUGGAAUUCCAGGACUGGAGAAUUCCCAAUUUUGGAUUGCCUUUCCAUUCUGUGUCAUGUAUCUCGUGGCUGUAGUUGGCAAUAUCAUUAUCCUUCAUAUAAUCCGAACCGACCACACAUUGCAUGAGCCCAUGUAUCUUUUUCUGGCCAUGUUGGCUAUCACUGAUUUAGUCCUCUCCUCUUCCACUCAACCGAAAAUGUUGGCCAUACUCUGGUUUCAUGCACACGAGAUUGAAUAUCAUGCUUGCCUCAUCCAGAUGUUCUUCAUCCAUGCCUUCUCUUCAGUGGAGUCUGGGAUCCUCAUGGCUAUGGCCUUGGACCGCUACGUGGCUAUCUGCUUCCCGCUCCGGCACUCUAGCAUCCUCACCACAGCUGUAGUGGUUAAACUGGGGGCAGUCGUGAUGGUGAGAGGGCUGCUAUGGGUGAGCCCCUUCUGCUUCAUGGUCUCCAGGAUGCCCUUCUGCCCCAACAAGGUCAUUCCCCAAUCAUACUGUGAGCACAUGGCUGUGCUGAAGCUGGUGUGUGCUGAUACAAGAGUCAAUCGUGUGUAUGGGCUGUUUGGAGCCUUCUCUGUGGUUGGCUUUGAUAUAAUUGUCAUUGGUAUAUCCUAUGUGAUGAUUUUGAGAGCUGUGCUGCGGUUACCUUCAGGUGAAGCCCGCCUUAAGGCUUUUGGCACAUGUGCCUCUCAUAUCUGUGUAAUCUUGGCUUUUUAUAUUCCAGCCCUCUUCACAUUCCUCACCCACCGCUUUGGCCAUCAUGUGCCCCGAGUGGUACACAUCAUGUUUGCUAAUGUCUAUCUACUGGUACCUCCCAUGCUCAAUCCCAUCAUCUAUGGAGUUAGAACCAAACAGAUCAGGGACAGGGUUAUCCGAGCAUGUUGUGGGAAAGACCCCUGA